GUCGGUGCGGCGGCGGAGGGACGCGGGACGCGGAGCAUGGCUGUUGGAAAAAGCCCUACGUUCCCACGGGUCGGGUCGGUGGGAGCCGCUCCGCUUUUGUUCCUCCGCGUGUCUGUGUUUUUUGGGGUGUGUGAAGUUGUCCUCCUUGUCCCCCCGUAGAGAAACGCCCCGCGUGCAGCACCGGUUCCCAGCUAGAUCUGGAGAUGGACGCGGAUAAGGGGAAGCAACGCCAGUACUCUCAGAGGGCCGGCAGUCCGUGCGCUUCUCUGCGCAGAGCAACCCGUUCUCCCUCAGGAAUCCCCUUCUCCCCCGGAGAGCGGCGGCUGGCCUUGGCGUUGUGACAAGUGCAUGCCGAAGGCGAGACAGAGAGGGCUGCCAAAGUAGAGACGUUCCCUAGAGAACUGUAGCUUGACUUAGCGGCAGUUUGGUAGGAAGUUGGAAGGCUAUAGUGAGCUGCGGGGCCUGGCGCUCGUACCCACCCGUGCCAUCAUCUACCUCCAUCAAUCUGGAGCCUCAUCGACACGUCUCCCCAGGCAGCUGCGGCCAUCUGGCUUCUGAGGCCAGCCUGAUGGCGGAGCCUCGCUUCAACAACCCCUACUUCUGGCCGCCUCCCCCCACCAUGCCCAGCCAGCUGGACAACCUCGUCCUGAUCAACAAAAUCAAGGAGCAGCUGAUGGCGGAGAAGAUCCGGCCCCCGCACUUGCCCCCCACCUCCGUGGCCUCCCAGCAGCCCCUCCUGGUGCCCCCCUCGCCUGCUGAAAGCAGCCAGUCCAUCAUGUCCCUCCCCAAGCUGCAGCAGGUGCCGGGCCUCCACCCGCAGGCGGUCCCACAGCCCGACGUGGCCCUGCACGCUCGGCCGGCCACCAGCACCGUCACAGGCUUGGGGCUGGCAUCCCGCGCGCCCACGGUCAGCACCUCCGAGUCCAGCACGGGCACCACCACCCCCUCCACGCCCACCUCCACCAGCCAGAGCCGCCUCAUCGCCUCCUCGCCCACCCUUAUCUCAGGAAUCACCAGCCCGCCCCUCCUCGACUCCAUAAAGACAAUCCAGGGCCACAGCUUGCUGGGGGCACCCAAGGCGGAGCGGGGCCGCAAGAAGAUCAAGGCGGAAAACCCUUCGGGGCCGCCCGUCCUCGUGGUUCCCUACCCCAUCCUGGCCUCGGGGGAGACGGCCAAAGAGGGCAAGACGUACAGGUGUAAGGUCUGCCCUUUGACGUUCUUCACCAAGUCGGAGAUGCAGAUCCACUCCAAGUCGCACACAGAGGCCAAGCCCCACAAGUGCCCCCACUGCUCCAAGUCCUUUGCCAACGCCUCCUACCUGGCCCAGCACCUGCGCAUCCACCUGGGCGUGAAGCCCUACCACUGCUCUUACUGCGAGAAGUCCUUCCGCCAGCUGUCCCACCUCCAGCAGCACACCAGAAUCCACACCGGCGACAGACCCUAUAAGUGCCCACACCCCGGCUGCGAGAAGGCGUUCACACAACUCUCCAACCUCCAGUCUCACCAGCGACAGCACAACAAGGACAAGCCCUACAAGUGCCCGAACUGCUACCGGGCCUACACGGACUCGGCCUCGCUGCAGAUCCACCUCUCAGCGCACGCCAUCAAGCACGCCAAGGCUUACUGCUGCAGCAUGUGCGGCCGCGCCUAUACCUCGGAGACGUACCUGAUGAAGCACAUGUCCAAACACACCGUGGUGGAGCACCUCGUCAGCCAGCACUCUCCUCAAAGGACCGAAUCCCCCGGCAUCCCUGUGCGGAUCUCGCUCAUCUAAGCGGGCUCCGUCCUGCCCCGCUGCUGCCGGGGGGGGGGACGCCGCGUCGGCCCCCCCUGGCCCGGCCCCCCCCCCCUCCCGGGGGCUGCAGGUUUGGUGACAUCCAAAGACGGUUUCAGAGCACUUUGAAUCUCUGCAGUUUUCUUGGGGGGUGGGUGGGUUCUCCUUCAGUCAGCCCCCCCACCCCCCCCCCGCCCUCCGCCUCCUCUCAUUUUGGAUACAAAUAUAUAUAUAUUUAUUGGCCAAGAAGUUGGUGCUGCUAACACAGAAACGAAACCAGACGUGGAACGGAGCGUGCCGGGCACCGGACCCCCCCUCCCCCCCACCCCCCCCAGGACUGACGGAGCAGAGCGGGGGGUCAGAGGGGGCUUUGUUUUGAGAGGGGGGGGCGGGGGGUGGGCGCUCCGUUUGGGUUGCGUUUGAUUUUUGAAGACGUUUUCCCCUCUGGGUUCGCUCCCCCACGCCGGACUCCGUCGCCGGGAGCAGCCGGGGGGGGCGCCGGGGGUCCGCGUGCCUCUGUGUGUACAUAGCCCCGUGUACAGAGCCGGGGGGGCCCCCCGCUCCCCGCGGAGAGACUCGACAGAAGCUCAUCUAUAUUAUGUACUCUUUUGGUUCCGUUUUGGAUAUUAACUGUGUUAUUUUUUUAUACACUUUUUAAGCCUUAA
Gallus gallus (chicken) is the source of this 2439-nucleotide messenger RNA. It is a transcript of the gene ZNF362, whose product is annotated as zinc finger protein 362. The coding region runs from base 569 to 1774 and encodes 401 amino acids. Lineage: Eukaryota; Metazoa; Chordata; Aves; Galliformes; Phasianidae. Gene Ontology annotation, molecular function: DNA-binding transcription repressor activity, RNA polymerase II-specific; RNA polymerase II cis-regulatory region sequence-specific DNA binding. The record is from RefSeq and is a predicted model, not a curated record. Gene Ontology annotation, cellular component: PcG protein complex; transcription regulator complex; nucleus. Gene Ontology annotation, biological process: negative regulation of transcription by RNA polymerase II. The transcript is spliced from 11 exons.